AGCAGAAGCCCGCAGAGCAGGUGCCAUGAGGGCUGAGUCUGGACCAGAGGAUCCACACGCAGGCAGCCUUUGAUUUCUUUCCAGGGACUCUCCCUAAACCUACUCUCUGGGCAGAGCCAGGCUCUGUGAUCCCCUUGGGGAGUCCUGUGACCCUCUGGUGUCGGGGGGCCCUGGAAGCCCUGGAGUUUCGUCUCUUUAGACAACAACGUGAGCAAAGAAAGACACCGAUGAAAUGGAAGCACGGGGACAAGGCCCAGGUCUCCAUCACACACAUGACAGAGCACGAUGCAGGGAGAUACUCCUGUUACUAUGUCACCUUCACUGGCCGGUCACAGUUCAGUAACAUCCUGGAGCUGGUGCUGACAGGAUCCUACAGCAAACCCAGCCUCUCAGCCCUGCCCAGCCCUGUCGUGACCUCAGGAGGGAGAGUGAUUCUCCAGUGUGGCUCAUGGCUGGGAUUUGACAGGUAUAUUCUGACUAAGGAAGGAGAACACAGGCUCUCCUGGACCCUGGACUCACAACCACACACCAGAGGACAGUCCCAGGCCCUGUUCCCUGUGGGCCCCGUGACCCCCAGCCACAGGUGGACGUUCAGAUGCUAUGGCUGUUACAGGAACAGCCCCCAGGUGUGUUCACAGCCCAGUGACCCCCUGGAGCUCCUGGUCUCAGGUGUGUCUGGGAAGCCCUUCCUCCUGGCCCAGCAGGGCCUCAUUGUGGCCUCUGGACAGAGCCUGACCCUUCAGUGUGGCUCUGAUGUUGGCUAUGACAGAUUUGCUCUGUCCAAGGAGGGGGGACAGGACAUCCCCCAGAGCCUCGUCCUGCAGCCCCAGGUUGGGCUCUCUCAAGUCAAGUUCCACCUGGACACUGUGCACAGCUACCAUGGAGGCCGGUACAGAUGCUACGGUGGACAUAACUUGUCCUCUGAGUGGUCGGCCCCCAGUGACCACCUGGACAUCCUGGUGGCAGGAUGGUUCUCUGACAGACCCUCCCUCUCGGUGCAGCCGGGCACCACGGUGACCUCAGGAGAGAAUGUGACCCUGCUGUGUCAGUCACAGAAUUUGACGGACACUUUCCUUCUGUCCAAGGAUGGGGCUGUCUAUCCCCCCCUGUGUCUUCCAUCAAAGCACCGAGUUCAGCAGUACCAGGCAGAGUUCUCCAUGAGUCCUGUGACCUCCGCCCACGGGGGCACCUACAGGUGCUACAGCUCACUCAGCACCGCCCCCUACCUGCUGUCACAGCCCAGUGAGCCCCUGGAGCUACGGGUCUCAGGUGAGGGGCCCCUGGCCCUGUCUUUCUGUGCUGUCGGCUCAGGGUUCUGUGCCCUGAAUUAGUUAUGAAAGGAGGUGAUGGGCUCUAGGGAUGGUCACCCAGAGGAUCUCCCAACCCUGUCAACACAGCCUUGUACCUGUGUCCUGAAGCUGCCUGGUGGGCAGCAGGAGAAACUUGAGGGGCCAGCGGAGAUGUAGAGAAGAGUCUGAGUAGGAUGGGGACUCCAAGGUCACCCCAGGGAACUCACCCUCUUUCUGUUUUUGUUUUUAUGACUCUCAUGCACCCCCCAUCCCAAUCUCUACCAUUGAUGAGUCAUGGAGAACUCUGCUCAGAGGGAGCAUGGACUACCCAGGAAUUUCUGAGAGUCUAUCAGGGAACCUAAUUAUCCCAGAAACACAAGAAUGGGUUGUGUGUCAGGGGGGCUGGGAGUCAGGCUGAAAUGCCAGUCACCACGGGGCUUACAGGGCCCAGAGUCGAGAAGAUGACAGGAGGCUCUGAGGAUCGGUCCCUACACCCCAUGGAGUCAGGCAAACAGAGGGGUCUCCCUUGGUACCAGUAUGUUCCAAUAGGGAUCUCUGUGGCCCUCAUUUUG
This is a messenger RNA of Molossus molossus (Pallas's mastiff bat), 1861 nucleotides long. RefSeq names its product leukocyte immunoglobulin-like receptor subfamily A member 6. Lineage: Eukaryota; Metazoa; Chordata; Mammalia; Chiroptera; Molossidae. Gene Ontology annotation, biological process: cytokine-mediated signaling pathway. Gene Ontology annotation, molecular function: inhibitory MHC class I receptor activity. The coding region runs from base 228 to 1331 and encodes 367 amino acids. The record is from RefSeq and is a predicted model, not a curated record. The transcript has 8 exons.